Molecule: messenger RNA, 1317 nt
Organism: Caenorhabditis sp. 36 PRJEB53466
Lineage: Eukaryota; Metazoa; Nematoda; Chromadorea; Rhabditida; Rhabditidae
Source: the annotation of a GenBank genome assembly
AUGAACAUGGUCUCGACCAACUGCAACGUCUACAGCAAUGAGCAAGUGCCCCAAAAUGGUGAGUUGUACUCUUUUCCAAUCAAUUUUCAUUUCUUCCUUUCAGCUCCAACUAUGUCUGUGCCUGUAAACGGACAUCAGCCACCUGUGGUCUAUCUGCUGGAUAAGGAGCAGCUGUGGUCAAAGUACUUCGGGAUGCCGAACGAGAUGAUGGUGAUCAACACCGGCCGCGAACUGUUCCCCAAGUUGAAGUACGGUGUGAAGGGACUCAACCCUAAUGCCGUUUACACCAUUUCCAUCGUUCUGCAAAGAAAGAGUGAUAAUAUCAUGAAAUACGAGGAGGGGGAGUGGAAGGAAUCUUCGAAGCCAGUUGACGGUCCGGAGUACACAAACUGCUUUACUUUGGGGUCCAUGAGAGGACAUCAAUGGAUGAAUGCUGGCAUAGAUGCUGAAGAUUUGAAGAUCUACAACGCUGCCAAUCCGAAGAAGGUCGGAGGCAAGCCGGUCGAUCCGAACGAUCGUUUGGCAGCUGCGAGAGCGGCUGCGAAGGCCCAGAAACUGAGGGAGACACAGGCGAAAAGCGUAAGUUUUGACUAUUUCCAGGAAAAGUAUUCAAUGUUUCUGUUACAGAUUGAGGUCAAAACAUUGACAAAGUACUUGCCGGUUGUGACCAUCUGGGAAUGGUUUCCGGACGGAACGGGGCGAACCGUCCAGUCGUUUUCUGCUCCUGAAACCCAGUUCCUCACUUGCACUGGUUACAAGGUAUGGUUGAACCUUCCGAGUCUUUGGUUUAACUCUUCAUGCUUUCAGAACCCAACCAUUUGCGACAUGAAGUCGAUUGACAAUAAGUACGUCACCAAGAAGGUCAAAAACACCAAGGCUGGAGUUCCACGCGUACCGGACGCUCCCAGUCCUGUCAGCACUGCAGCUCCGUUCCAGAUGGAUGGCCAAGGAACUUCGGAUGUCGUCCGAUGGGAUCCCGAUAGUCCCACGAACAGUUCCGGCUACUCUUCCGACCGCACCUCGUACUCUCCGGAAUUCGUUAACGCCCCCUCAACUCAGCACUACGUCCCCACCCCCGCCCCACAUCACUACGUCCCCACUCCUGCUCCACAUCACUACGUCCCCACUCCGGCUCCAUAUCACUACGACCCCACUCCGGCUCCGCAUCAUUACGUCCCCACUCCAGCUCCACACCAUUACGUCCCCACUCCAACUCCAUAUCACCCCAUUCCUUACCCUCCUGCCCAACCCGAUCUCAACUACUCUCAUGUUCAAUUCGAACAUUCCCCAGAAGACCACAUGUUAUUCCACUAUUGA